This is a messenger RNA of Penicillium longicatenatum, 1386 nucleotides long. Its product is annotated as dienelactone hydrolase. The transcript is spliced from 3 exons. Gene Ontology annotation, biological process: polyketide metabolic process. The record is from RefSeq and is a predicted model, not a curated record. Lineage: Eukaryota; Fungi; Ascomycota; Eurotiomycetes; Eurotiales; Aspergillaceae. Bases 1 to 1386 code for a protein of 461 amino acids.
AUGGUCAACGUCUUCCAGCGCCUCACUAGACGGGCAACAGGCUCCAACGUACCCGAAAACGGAACAAGCGGCCCAGGCCAAGAUCCGAAUAGCCCAUCCAAUCCUCAUGUUCUGCAUAGGAGAAACAGCACCGCUUCAACAAAGCGUUCUCGCCGACAUGACUAUGAAGCAGAGGAGCCAGUGCCACGCCGUCUGAUUUUGAUAUCUGAUACACCGGAAUUUGACCCGGAGAUUAUCCGCCGAUUUCGGGCUGAGGCCUUCGAUGUGGAAUAUUUGCCUUUUAUGUGCACUGGAGAUGCCGAGAAAGACCGUAAGACGUUGGAAAAUAAGGUCCAUAUGAGGGAGGAUGACUUGGAGACUGGGGAGAGAUAUGCCAUUGUUGCAUAUAAUCGACCUGCAUACUACCUCCUAGUAUCGCACCAUCUCAUCGCAAGCAAAACAAACCCAUUCCCACGACUAUGUGCUCUAAUAGCAUACUACCCCGUUUCACCAACACACAUUCAUAAAUCCGACACAGAUAUUGAAAGCGAAUGCAGUAUUCCAGCUUGCUCAGAAACAGACACAAUCUUCCAACCAGGCCCAGCGGCAAAUUUCCUGCCGAUUCAAAUUCACGUUCCAGGGGAAAUGGAAAGUGCAUGCACCUUCUGGCCGUGGAUAACAGUCUCUUCUGAAGGCGACGUUACCUAUAAAAAGCGACAUCGGUGUCAUGUAUUUACAUAUCCAGAUUCGCAGCCCGGGUUCGCGGAAUACAGGCACCAGACCCAGCGAGAAAAGGAAGAUAUACCAAGCGACGACGUUAGUUUGAACUUGUCUUGGAGCAGGGUCCUAGGAUGCUUAAGACGUGCAUUUGGAGUUGGGAGUAACUGGCCCGUUGUUGGCAUUGAGACGGUUUGGGAAGAGUAUUGGCAGCGAAUACUUUCCGAGUUGCAUCAGUCCAGAGUGCAGAGCGGAAUCGAUACCUCGAGGUCUGCCUUUGAGAUUAUGGGCGGCCGAGGUGAGGAUCAAGAUGAAGAGGGGUUAUCUGUGGAGUGUGUUCCCACUAAAGCAGGAGGCACUGACCCCCAAACCCUUCGGUCCUUUUUUAAACAUGCAUUUAUCCCCGCUGGACCCGCUAGUCAGCAUAUCCGUCUUCUGUCAAGAACAGUAGGCACGGAUAAAAUCGUGGACGAGAUACGCUUUUCGUUUUGCCAUUCGGCUGAAGUACCUUGGCUGCUACCUGGUGUCCAGCCGACGGGUCGUGAUAUCUCCGUGAAUAUCGUUGUUGUGGCAUGUUUUCGAGCGGAGCGUAUAGUGAGGCAGAGUUUGUAUUGGGAUCAGGCAGAUGUGCUUGUACAAGCUGGGGUUUUGGAUUCAAGACUUGUACCAAAGAUGGAAGCUCUGUAUUAA